ACUUAUCGAUCUAAACGAUACGAAGAAAUGAAAGUGAACUCGUGUCUGUGAUCGAUGUCGGUGUGAACUGACACUGUUAGUACCGUGUUAAAUUGAUUUAAAAACACGGUAAUGCGUCUUUUAAUGGUCGUCCGCUGAAGAUAUGACGUUCUGCGUGGCGCUCACGUGCUGAUCAACGUAGUGAACUUCUGUCACUGUUAUUUUUAGUUCAUUUUUUAACUGUGCAAUGGAGUCUCUGUCAGGGAAUUAUAUUUCUCAGCUGAACGAGUACCAGCAGAAGACACAGUGCACCGUGGAGUAUGAGGAGGGAUCCACAGAUGGACCGAGUCACAACAAAACGUUCACUAUGAGGGCUAUAGUUAAUGGGCAGCGGUAUCCUGAGGGCACUGGGAAAUCCAAGAAAGAGGCAAAGCUAAAUGCUGCCAAGAACGCCUAUGAUGGCAUAAAAAACACUCAAAAUACUGAACCUACAACGUCAUCUGUUCAAAACACUCCCAACAAUAUGACUGUAUCUCAGAGAAAUUAUAUUUGCUGGCUCAAUGAAUAUUCAAUGAAGAACAAGUUAUUAUUCAAGGCUUGUGAGUCCACAAAUCCAGGAAACACUGCUCAAUUGGGUACUUAUGUUUGUAAGUACGUUUGUGGUGAUAGAGAGUUUCCCGAGGCUUAUGGAAAUAAUAAGAAGGAUGCUAAAGAAGCAGCGGCAAAAUGUGUUUAUGAAGAGCUACUCAAAACACAAGAUGCAGAGGUCUUCAAUGACAAAAGCAAUCGAACACAGAUGUCAGAGGUUGCGUCUCGUAGUGCUAGCCUGGACCGUGCCAGUUUGAGUUUUGCUGAUGAAUCUCGAAGCACCAUCCCUGACAGCAACUACAUAGCACGUCUCAAUGACUACAGCCAGAGAUAUAAACGUGCACUUGAUUUUAAAUUAGUGGAGAAACGAGGCCCUCCUCACAACCCUGAGUUUGUAUAUAAAGUUGUCAUAAAGGGGAAGGAAUACCCUGAAGGACAAGGAAAGAGCGCAAAAGAGGCAAAGCAACAUGCUGCUCUGCACGCUUGGAGCGAAAUUAAUGAGCAAUCUGGAAGGACCACACAGAGUUCUGAAAAUGACAGCUCUUCACAAACUCAAGAGACAUCUAAAUCUCAGGAUGCACAACACUCUUCAAAAAGCUCGUCUGAAACUCCCAGCUCAAGUUCUUCCAUUGUCUUCAAAGACUCAUCUGCUGUCAGUUCUCCUAUGGCCAUAAGUCCGAGUGUGAGUCCACUGGAUGUGAAGCCGAAAAUAAAAUUAGCACCAAAUUUUCAUCUGUCACCAAAUGGCCUGGCCGGGAGUAAAGAGGUUGGUCCUAACAUGAAUGUACAAAACCCAGCAAAGCCAUCUGGAGGUCAAACUUCAAACCAAGCUAUGAAGUCAAGGUUUUUAGAAGACUUUGACUCAAUAAAUCCAAUUGGCAAAGGUGGCUUCGGCCGUGUUUUCAAGGCAAGACGAAAGCUUGAGAACACAUAUUAUGCAGUGAAGAUAGUGAAGAGUACAAAAAAAGCUCGUCGUGAGGUCGGUGCUUUGGCUAAGUUUAAUAACGUCAACAUCGUCCGCUACUACUCAUGUUGGGUCGAAGACACGACGUACAGACACGAUUCUUCAGAGAGCUACAGCCUCUCAGAUUCUGGCAGUGACCCGGGAACAAAGUUCCUCUACAUUCAGAUGGAGUUUUGUGAGGGAGACACGCUUCAUGCCUGGAUUGAUAAAAGAAACUCUUCAAAUGUUCAUGACCCAGAGAGGAGGACGGAGGCAGCACAGAUCAACAGGCAGGUGCUGAAGGCCGUGGAGUACAUCCACAAAGAGGGCUUGAUCCACAGAGACCUGAAGCCUUUGAACAUAAUGUUCAGCAGUGAGGGAACAGUAAAGGUUGGAGACUUCGGCCUCGUGACCGCAGCAGAAAAUGACAAUGACCAGCAACUGCUGGAACGGACUAAAAGGACAGGAACCCGUAUUUACAUGAGCCCAGAACAGGCGAAUCAAACAUCGUAUGACAGAAAGGUGGAUAUAUACGCUCUGGGUCUCAUUUAUUUUGAACUCAUCUGGAAUCUCUUCACGUUGCAUGAAAGGAAAAAGAUUUGGGAUGAAAUAAGAAGUAGGGAUUUUCCAUCACAGUUCUCCAAGAAAUGUAACUUUGAGCACAAGCUCAUAGAUCGAAUGCUGAGUCCCAGUCCUGACGAGAGACCAGACGCCUCCGAGCUGAUCAGUGAGCUGGACCGAUAUACUAACAUCCUGAAAGCAGAUAAAGACAACAGGACCAUUUCUCUAGACCGAGCAGAGAAGGUUGAAGACAACACUCUGAACUGCAUUAAAAACCUUGCGGACCGAAGCGAAAUGUCUGCCGAUACUGAAAUAGAGAGAAAUAUCUGUGACUUCUUGAGGCGAAACGGCAAAAGCACAGCUUUGAUAAUUGCUAAAGAAAUCGGACCAGAUAAACGCACCGUGAACAAGCAUCUGUACAACCUAGAGAGAUCAAAUCAGGUGUUCAAAACUGACGAACAGCCUCCUGUUUGGGGCCUUAUGGAGAAGAAGAAUGAGAUCAAACCAGAGCUAAAGUCUCAGACGACCAGAGACACAAGUGAAGUGAAAGAUGUGGAGGAUCUGCUGAAGAGAUCAGGAGGUUUAAAAGCCCAUCAGAUCGCCACAGACCUGGGACAGCCGAAACAAACCAUCAAGAAACAGCUGUACAGUAUGAUGGACAAGGGUAAAGUACAGAAAUGCAGCAGAAGCAACAUGUGGACUCUGAAUGAGGAGUGGAGCCAUGAUAGUUUCAGCCAAGAGAGUUCCUGUCCCAGUGAUCAUGGACUGGACUCAGUUUCAGGAUUGUCUCACAGUUUUGAUGUGAUCGCAAAACUUGGUCAAGGAGGCUUUGGCUGCGUUUAUGAAGUAAAACAUAAAUAUGAUGGCAAGAUCUACGCUGUGAAGAGGGUCAUCUUAACCAGGAAAGCUGAUUCUGAGGUGAAGGCACUGGCCCGACUAGAUCACCCAAACAUAGUGCGUUACAUCACAUGCUGGCCAAGUUCUGACAACUGGACUUCAAACCAAGAAAGAAACCAAGUGUCCAACACUUCAUCAGAUGCAGUGACCUUUGAGAGAGACGGCAGUGAAGAGAGGGAUGAUGAUGACGAUGAUGAUGAUGAAGAUGAAGAUGUCACAUCAGGAAUGGAAAGUCUGAGUGUGACAGAAUCAGCAUCCGCUGCUGCUGAGCCCUCAGGAAACAACAGAACUGACAGUUUAGACUCUUCAAAUCACAGCGGGACAUAUUUAUUUAUUCAGAUGGAGUUCUGCGAGGGAGGAACACUGACUGAUUGGAUAAAGGCGAGAAAUUUUAUGGAAAAACAAAGAAUCAUAGUGGAAAUCCAUAAAAUAUUUUAUGAAAUUAUCACUGGAGUGGAAUACAUCCACGCAAACAAGCUCAUCCACAGAGACUUGAAGCCUGAUAACAUACUGUUUGGUGCUGAUGGCAAAGUGAAGAUCGGAGACUUUGGGCUGGUGGCGGCUCAGACGGAUCAAAAUGGUGACCCUAUAGAGAGGUCAAACAGAGGAACACCAACUUAUAUGAGUCCUGAACAGAAAAAUAAGAAGAAUUAUGAUGAAAAAACAGACAUUUUUCCCCUUGGACUCGUAUGGUUUGAGAUGAUCUGGAAAAUAUCUACUGGUAGUGAAAGAGUAAAGCUGUGGCCGGAUCUGAGAGAUCAAAGGUUUCCAGAAGGGUUCAGUGAUAGUUGUCAAACUGAGAGUAAAUUCAUCAUGAAGAUGUUGUCGUAUUCACCAGAGCACAGGCCACAUGCAAAAGACGUAAAAGAAAAGCUGGAGAAGUUUUUCCCUCUGGAUCAGAAUCUGUUAAGCCAGAAAACCGUCUGAGAUUUUUGUGCAUAGAAACUGUCUCAGCAGUUUGGUCAGGUCCCUUCAUAAUAAUGAACUACCACAGAGUACGUCUGACAGGCAACAGCUUUUUGGUUAUGAUGAUUUAAUUGAUUUAUUCAUGAUCUAAUGAACUAUUUAAUGUUCUCUGAUUAAGGUGAUAAUAUAAAAUGUGGAACAUUUGGGGAGUGAUUUUAUAAAAAAUAAUGUGAAAUAACUUUCAGAUUUCUACUAGAUUUCUUCUAGUAUAUUUUAAAAGUUUCAUUCUGUUUUCAUCAUAAAAAUACAUUAUAUUGAUGUUGUGAGGCUACUUUUAGAAAUCCCAACAUGAAUGUAAUUUCACAACGUCAUUGUAAUGUUAGCUGCAUAAAAUGAACAUAGAUUUACAUCUUAAGUGUAAUUGCAACUAAAAGAUAAUCGAAGUUGCAGUUGUUUGGUUACAGUGUAAACCGAAAUGCAAUAUUAUGUAAUGUGAAAACAUUUUGUGCUUGCUGGGAAGAUUGCUGCUCAAGUUGACUUUCAGCCAUCAGGCGUUUUUCUUGACAAAUAUACUGUUUAUGCUGGGUGGAAUAAAAAAAGAAAA
This is a messenger RNA of Sinocyclocheilus rhinocerous, 4478 nucleotides long. It is a transcript of the gene eif2ak2, whose product is annotated as eukaryotic translation initiation factor 2-alpha kinase 2. Gene Ontology annotation, biological process: eiF2alpha phosphorylation in response to endoplasmic reticulum stress. NCBI's taxonomy places the organism in Eukaryota, Metazoa, Chordata, Actinopteri, Cypriniformes, Cyprinidae. The transcript is spliced from 30 exons. Gene Ontology annotation, molecular function: ATP binding; eukaryotic translation initiation factor 2alpha kinase activity; double-stranded RNA adenosine deaminase activity. The record is from RefSeq and is a predicted model, not a curated record. The coding region runs from base 227 to 3895 and encodes 1222 amino acids. Gene Ontology annotation, cellular component: nucleus; cytoplasm.